Molecule: messenger RNA, 1767 nt
Organism: Penicillium subrubescens
Lineage: Eukaryota; Fungi; Ascomycota; Eurotiomycetes; Eurotiales; Aspergillaceae
Exons: 2
Coding region: 1-1767 (588 amino acids)
Source: RefSeq, a predicted model, not a curated record
AUGGCGCCCCUCAGGAAGCGGAAGCUACGCAACUCCACCGUUGACUCUGUGAAUAUCUUCAAUGCGAUCAGUGGCUUGAGCGGCUCGCCAUCAAGACGAAAUACCAUACACGGCGCGUCAACUCCACCUCCGGCACCCCGAGACGCGAGACCAGACCUCUUCGAGAUCCCCGUGACACCGCCCAAUAAACGCAAAAUCACACCACCUCGGAGUGAACCUCUAAUGAGACAAUUACGAAGCCGUGAAGUUGACCUUUCGCCGCUCAAAGCUGCUUCUACGCUUGAAGACGAGCCUCCCGCGUCGCCUUCCGAACGCGACGAAGCGGGUGAUACCUCAGAACCCCGGGAUGAUUCCAAUAGAGAACAAUAUUCUGAACAGGAUGAAAAUCUGAGGGCGGAAGAUGGAAGCGAGGAGGAGGCGAGCCAGUAUGAAGAGGUUCACGAGGGAGAUGGUCUCGAAGAAGAGGACCCUCUGCCUAAUCGCGUGAAUCUUUGGCCGGAAGAUUCGGACGAUGUCCCUGAUGAAUCCAACGACGAUAGCUCUACCAGUUCUGAUGAGGAUCGACCAACCUCAUAUCAAAAAGUACCCAAAUCCGACGAUAUUCAGGUUUUGAUCGAUAAUCGGAGGGGCGUUAAACAGAGAAAUGGAGACACACCUGAUAGUGGCCUAUUCGUGUCGUCUGCGUCUGAAAUUGAGGAGAGUGACCCAGAAGAGGAAGCGUAUGUGUGGGAAGAAUCGGACGGUGAGCGGCAAAGGGCUCAGCAACUUGAAGCUGCCGACGUUGCCGACGCUGUACCAGCCGAUGCCACCGAUGAGCCUCUGAAUGAACUAUUCGUUGAGCAGCGCGUGGAAGACGAGCCUGCUGUCGAUGAAUCAUCACAUCCAGAGCGCGCUCGCAAAAAUGAACUGCAAGACCUGAGCCGAUGGCUUGCGCAGGAGAUUGAGUCAUCCCCCCAGGGUGCACUAUGGGAAAUUCUUCGUGCUAGCAAGCGAGAGUUGCGACAAUUUGCAAUCAAGCCCAUCCCAGAGUACCUCAAAGGAGCCAACUCCGAGGUCACGGAAAUGCGACAGCUUUACUACGACAUUAUCAACAGCUCUACCUUGACCUCAGAAGCAAGGACGGAGCUGAGGAAUCUCAGAGAGGCCGUCCGUACCGAAGCCACGCGAAUCUUCGAGUACGCAGCUGAGGAGGCUCCGGAAGAGACUAGUGAAGGUGCCGAGAUGCUCAAUCAGUUCGAGGCACACGUGGUGGGCCCUAUGAUCACUCUUGUUACCUUUGGCUACAGAGCCCAUAAGAUGUUGGGUUUACCAGCAUAUGACCAGUUUGAGGGAAUACUGGAGCUUCUGCUGUGGAUUUGCACGCAGAUCUCUAACUAUAGGCAGACUUCCUACUUGAGGGGAACCAAGGCGAAAUCAAAGGCUCUUAUUCUCCCCUUGAAGCGCAUCAUCAAGUCUCUGGGUAUGGGCGACUUAAGUGCAAGUAGGACUUCCAGCUCUCGUCCAUCACUAGCCACCCAGGGUGGUAUGUCUUAUACACAAGAUGAUACUAUCUCCACACAAUGGACUCAAGUGCCCGAUUAUGAUAUACCCCCGUCACAACGCCCAUGGACUUUGGAUGAAGAGGAUGCCCUCCGCAAUGGGGUACGACGAUUCUCCGCAUAUGGCAAUCCGAUUCCGUUGGUUAUGAGUCACUAUGGACAUCGUUUACGACGGCGAACCUGCCGGGAUCUUAAAGCUAAAUUGGACGAGCUGGGCCCGUUUGAUUAG